Acytostelium subglobosum LB1 is the source of this 744-nucleotide messenger RNA. RefSeq lists its product as hypothetical. Bases 1 to 744 code for a protein of 247 amino acids. The record is from RefSeq and is a predicted model, not a curated record. Lineage: Eukaryota; Evosea; Eumycetozoa; Acytosteliales; Acytosteliaceae. The transcript has a single exon.
AUGUGGAGUGAUAAUCACAAUCACAAUCACAACAGCCAUCGAGGCGGUGCAGGUGGACUCGGUAUCUCACCAUCGUCUUCAUACGAGUCACAAUCAUUGAUCGAUCAUAUAACGGCAUCGGCAUCAGCAGCGACAAUGUCACCAAGCCAACACAACAUGUUGACAAUGGAGGAUGCCCUAUGUUUCAGUGAUCAUAUCACAGCCAGUCACAACAGUACCAGCAGCAACAGCAGCAGUGGCAGUAGUAUGAGUGGUGGACACCACAACGAUGUCACCAAGUCACUAUUCGAUCACAUGAUGAUAUCGCCUGGUAUUGACAUUGGAAUGGUGUCAAGCGCACCUCUCUCACCUGCACCCGUUAUGCAACGUUAUGUUGAUGUUGGUAGCACGAGCGACAACUUCAACAACAACAACUCAAACACAAACAAAAACACAAGAAAGAGGAAAGAUGGUACAUCACUGGCCCGCUCAACACCAACUACAACAACGACAACACAACCAACAGAGACAUUAUAUUGCAAGAGAUGUCAAGGCGUUGCAUUGGUCGACUAUUAUAUCAACUUUGAGGAGAAGAUAUAUUGUUGUCCUCAAUGUCCCUAUCCACUCGAUUGUCAAGACGACUCAAUAUCAAACUUCAUCUUCUCAUCUGGCCACUCACAACGAAAGCAUCUAAAGAGGAGUACUCCACAGUCAAUCUCACACCAAUCGUCAAGCUCAACGCACAGCCUGUACAAGUCUGGCUGA